This is a messenger RNA of Drosophila sechellia, 1625 nucleotides long. RefSeq names its product insensitive (gene insv). Gene Ontology annotation, cellular component: nucleus. The transcript has 2 exons. The record is from RefSeq and is a predicted model, not a curated record. Gene Ontology annotation, biological process: positive regulation of neuron differentiation; negative regulation of Notch signaling pathway. Gene Ontology annotation, molecular function: transcription corepressor activity; DNA binding. NCBI's taxonomy places the organism in Eukaryota, Metazoa, Arthropoda, Insecta, Diptera, Drosophilidae. The coding region runs from base 320 to 1450 and encodes 376 amino acids.
GUCCAUGAAAGAGAGAGCAAGAGCAGCAUUCUUCGCAAUAAUUUAUAAUAAUAAUUUAACUGGUUCCCGGGCAAACCUCAAAUCCCAUGCGAAAAAGGAAAAGACAGCUGGACUUAGACUAGUUGGGAAAUAUACGGGGUCCUGGAACAGAAAGAGGAACAGGAUAUCGGCUACCUGGAAGGCACACGCACACACGCGCAGUGGCAGGCGCUCUCUUCCCUGUAUAUGCGUGCGCAUGUGUGCGUGCAGGUAGGAAUGCAACCACUUUUCGCAUUCUGCCGCCAAUUUUCAGUUGACGCAGAUCCUUUGAGGAUUGAACAUGGAAAACCAAUAUCAGCGCAUAGUCAGCGCCACUCCACGCGAGGAUUCGCAGGGAAGGAGGAGCAAGCCCUUGUUUCUGAAUGCCUGGUCGCAGACUUCUAGCGUGGAUUUCGAGGUGCUCCGCAGCAUCUCCGCGCCGGACCCGCAAGUGGAGGUCGAGAACAGGGCGCUCCACGAUAAGGUCCGCUUCUUGGAGGCCAAACUGCAGCAGCACAAGGAUCUGCUGUCCCAGAUUCAUGCCACAUCCGCCAGGAUGCAACAGGCAUCCUCCCUGCUGGUAGAAAGUAGGCCACCCACGCCGCCCGCGGUCCAUAGCCACCAAAUCCUCACGCCACCGAGUUCGGAGAUAUGUGCGCCCGCGCAGAAUCCCCAGAUUCUGGACUACAAGAUCAUCUCGGCACCCGACGAUGCGGAUGCCAUCGAGAUUCGCCUGGCGGCGGAGAGUCUGAACAACCUGAGCACCUCUGCGGACUCAGAUCGCCUGGAGAUUUGCCUGGGCGACGAGAACCAGCAGCAGAGCAAUCACCACAAUUCCCAGCAGCAGUACAGGACCAGCAACGGCAUAAAGAGGGAUGGUUCCUCCGAGUCCUCCGACACUCCACUACAGUUCAUCAAACGCCGCAAGCUGCAGGAGAUUCAGUUGGAGGAAGAAGUCACGCGGCCGAACCUAAAACUACCAGCCAAACCCCAAGUCAAAAUCCGUAAUGGCAGUCUUACCGAUCUCAACAAGGGCCAACAGCAGAACAUAGACAACGUAAUGGUGUCCAUUGGCCCGAACAACACCUGUGUGCCCGCCAGUGUCUUCGAGAACAUCAACUGGACGGUGUGCUCGCUGGCCACGCGGAAACUACUGGUCUCGAUCUUCGACCGGGAAACUCUGGCCACCCAUUCGAUGACGGGCAAGCCGUCGCCCGCCUUCAAAGAUCAGGAUAAGCCGCUCAAGCGAAUGCUCGAUCCUGGGAAGAUCCAGGACAUCAUAUUCGCAGUGACGCACAAGUGUAAUGCCAGCGAAAAGGAGGUGCGCAAUGCCAUCACCACCAAGUGCGCCGACGAGAACAAGAUGAUGAAGAUCCAGAACGUCAAGCGACGAAGCAGUGGCAUCAAACACGAAAAGGAGAACAUUAUUUAGAUGUACUAGUAGAAAUUUGUUAGCACUUAAUCAUUAAUGACUUAGAAUAGCACCAAAAACGGCUGUAUUGCCCGCACAAACUCUCACAAUCCGUAGAUAGUAGAGCACUACAUUGAACUAACGUGUAGCAGAUUUUUAAAGAUCUCGAAGAUGAUUUUACCAAUCCGAACCAAAA